AUGGGAAGAGCACCAUGCUGUGACAAAUCAAAUGUGAAGAGAGGGCCAUGGUCACCUGAGGAAGAUGGCAAGCUGAAGGAGUACAUUGAGAAAUGUGGCACUGGAGGCAACUGGAUUUCCCUCCCUCAGAAAGCUGGGUUGAAGAGAUGUGGGAAGAGCUGCAGGCUGAGAUGGCUGAACUACCUGAGACCAAACAUCAAGCAUGGUGAAUUCACUGAUGAGGAAGACAACAUCAUCUGCACCCUCUUUGCCACCAUUGGCAGCAGAUGGUCAAUAAUAGCAGCACAGUUACCAGGAAGGACUGACAAUGAUAUCAAGAACUACUGGAACACCAAGCUCAAGAAGAAGCUCAUGAUGUCCAUGGCUCCUCCUCCUCCUUCCUCUCACUCUCAUCACUUCCCUUCAUACCAUCAUCACCAGACUUCCCAUCUCCAGUCCUAUAACACCACCACCACCACCACCACUCCUUCUCCAUUCAUCAAAUCUUUGACCAGUAGUGGGUUUGACAUGAUCUCACCAUUACUCCAAUCCAAUCUCAUGGGUACCACCACAACAAAUUCCUCCCUUUUCCAAGCCCUUCAGGAGGAUGGGAACAACAACCCUUUCUUGAGCAACAAGCACUACAACAACAACAACAACAACAACAACAGUAACUUGUUGGUGUUUGGGAGUGGUUCUCAUGAAGCAGCUGCAGCCAGUUGCAGUUCAAACUCAGAUGGGAGUUUUGGGGGGCAGCAGCUCAGCUAUGGUGGGUAUCAAACAGUUGCAACUACCACACAAUUGAUGCCGGAUCCUCAUCAUCAUCAUCAUCAUCAGAAUCUUGAAGAGCAAGUUAAGCAACUCAUCGUAAUGCCGAGUACCAGCUGUGAUGAUAUAAUUAGCAGCAGCAGCAACAACAAGAAGAAGAAUUGUAGUGGUGAAUAUCCUGACAUUAAUAACACCCUUCUCAUCAGUAGUGUUGUUGAUGACAACAAGGCUGUGCAGGAGAAGCUCAUGUACUAUUACUACUAG
Molecule: messenger RNA, 1011 nt
Organism: Linum tenue
Lineage: Eukaryota; Viridiplantae; Streptophyta; Magnoliopsida; Malpighiales; Linaceae
Source: the annotation of a GenBank genome assembly